This is a messenger RNA of Amaranthus tricolor (Joseph's coat), 2073 nucleotides long. RefSeq lists its product as uncharacterized. Lineage: Eukaryota; Viridiplantae; Streptophyta; Magnoliopsida; Caryophyllales; Amaranthaceae. The transcript is spliced from 3 exons. Gene Ontology annotation, biological process: regulation of DNA-templated transcription. Bases 17 to 1930 code for a protein of 637 amino acids. The record is from RefSeq and is a predicted model, not a curated record.
AUGUGAAGUGAUCGGAAUGACGCCAACCAAUCACAAUUUCUUGGUUGCGUUUUGUUUGAUGCGAGAUGAGGCGGCUGUGUCGUAUUCGUGGGUGCUGCAGGGAUUGAGAGAUAUUUUCGGCACUGCUCAGACUCCUAGCGUCAUUGUAAUCGAUCGAGACGAAGGUUUAUCUGCAGCUAUUUGUGACGUCUUCCUAGAUGUGCGGCAUUUGUUAUGCAUCUGGCAUAUUGGCAACGACGUUGAGAACAUGGUGGACAAGUUGUGUGGCGGCAAGAAAAAUCAACAAGGGCAGGUAUUCAGGAAAAGUAGAUGGAACCCCUUGGUUGAAAGUUCUACGAUCGAGGAAUAUGAAGAUAAAUGGCAAGUGAUCGUCAGUACGUGGUCGCUUAGGAACAAAAAGGUCGUUCGGUAUUUGACUGGAACAUGGAUUCCACUGAGAGAGAAAUUUGUCCGUGCGUGGACGAAUGAUUGUUUACACUUGGGUAACCGGACUACCAGCAGAGUUGAAAGCCAACACUCGUCUUUUAAGUAUUACAUUGGUAGCGGUAAUAGCUCAUUCGAUAUCCUUUUCAAAAGGGCGCACGCACAGAUUACAAAUCAGCAAGCUACAAUCCGACAAGCGCUACAGGAUUCCAUGUCUUCUGUACAAAGAUCGAUGCGACAACAUUAUUUUAGACCUCUAUAUCGCCACGUAUCUCUCUAUGCCUUGGAGCAGCUCCAGCUUGAGUAUAACCGCAUGUUAGAACUCGGUGAUUUUGUGUUUAACAAAUGUGGUUGUGUACUUCAACAAACCCAUGGAUUGCCGUGUGCAUGUUAUUUACAUAUGUCCAUCGGAUCACAUGGUGCUUUGUAUUUGGAUGACAUUCAUGAAUUCUGGAGUACUUUGAGAUACACCGAGGUAGGAGACGAAACCGAUGAAAGAGUACGAUACCCGAACGCCAAUGACAAAGAGUACUUUCAAUCUCUGGUCGAUGAAGUCCUCAAAUCUGAUCCCGCUGUUGUUCGCCGAAUGUCUCAGUUACUUGAAUAUGAACUACACCCAGAUGGCGCGGAAAUACCUGAGCCUUACGCUAGUCCACCGAGAAAGGGAAGACCAAGCACAAGUAAAAACAUGAGAAGGAGAAAAAGUUCAUUUGAAUAUAGCAGAUCAUCUUCUUGCGGUCGAGGGUCUACAUCUUCUUCCCGCGGGAGAUCUAGUGGUCGAGAGACGCAAUCCUCAGUAGGAAUUAAGUUCAGUUUCAACUUUUCCGAUGAUCCUGGAGGUCGAGAUUUUUCACACUUUCCAUGGCCUAAUAACAUCCCAUUUAUCCUUCCUCCUUACUUGUUCAACUGGAUUGAUGUGUUAGGUGAUAGUAACUGUGGAUUUAGAGCAAUUGCCGUCACAGAGCUGGGAGGCGAGGAAGCAUGGCCUCUUUUAAGGCGUGCUAUGAGUGUGGAAAUGCAAAUGAAUAGAGUGCAAUACCUAACUUUGUAUCUAUCCCAGGAGUCACUAGACGAUUCUAUAUUCAGAAUAGGUUCACACGCAAACGGACCUGCUCCAUUCAUGCACUGGAUGGAUGCACCGAUGGCUUUGUACUCUGCAGCAACAUUUCUAAACAUUGUCAUUGCUUAUUAUGGUUCUGCUGACUGUAAUCCACAAUACAACUGUUUGAUUCUCCCGUUAAGGAAAGCAUCGGGCGUGAAUAGUGUAAAUAAAGUAAUACAUAUAUGUUGGGUUAAUAGAAAUCAUUUUGUUCAACUUUUAAUGAACGACGAUUCGUCCCCUCUACCGCCAUUCCAUCCAAGUUGGAAACAAGCAGCUGACAAUUUCACCAAACAUCUUGACACACAUUUCAGUACGAGGAUUAUGCUCUGGAAUAAUCUACGCGGGCCACGUUCACAACCAACUAAUACCACCGCUGACGAUGCUGUAAAUUUAGAUACUCCAUAGAAUUUAUACACGACAUUCAUUAUAAAUUGUAUAUAAUCCAUAAUUAUACUAUUGUAUAUACGAAUGACAUUCAUUGACGAAAAGAAAUGCAAUAAUUAAUGUAAAAUAGUUUCAGUACAGACUAUGCAGGGUCAUGCCCUUUA